Molecule: messenger RNA, 279 nt
Organism: Macrosiphum euphorbiae (potato aphid)
Lineage: Eukaryota; Metazoa; Arthropoda; Insecta; Hemiptera; Aphididae
Source: the annotation of a GenBank genome assembly
AUGAGUAUAAACAAUGUUGUAACAAGAUCAUGUCUGAUUAACCAUCAGUUCCGCAGAUACGUGGCCACAACUGAAAAACCGAAAGACAUAACAUCUAAUGUUAAAGGUUUGAGUUCCAAGGUUAUCAUUGCUAACCCACCACCAGAACGUGUUAAGAAAGCUGCAGAAAACGGUCCCUACAAGAAUCCACAAUAUUUUAGUUACCACAAAAAUUCAUAUUUUGAUGCUGAGAUUGAAAUGCACAAAUAUAGAUUACCACAACCUUCAAGUUUAAAGUAG